Molecule: messenger RNA, 1224 nt
Organism: Cimex lectularius (bed bug)
Lineage: Eukaryota; Metazoa; Arthropoda; Insecta; Hemiptera; Cimicidae
Product: malate dehydrogenase, mitochondrial-like
Exons: 1
Coding region: 70-1149 (359 amino acids)
Biological process (GO): tricarboxylic acid cycle
Cellular component (GO): mitochondrion; cytoplasm
Molecular function (GO): L-malate dehydrogenase (NAD+) activity
Source: RefSeq, a predicted model, not a curated record
CAACAGAUGAUUAUUUAAAAACCACGCAUUUUCGGAAACAAAUUUUCACUACGCACAAAGACCACAAAUAUGCACUCACUAGUAAAUUUUUUCAAGAAAGGAACCUCGGUUCAGCCCAACAACAAUACAACCGAACAGAUCGCAACUGCCGUCGAAGGGCUGAAGGUGGCUCUUCUCGGCUCGAUGAACAACAUCGGCCAGCCUCUUUCCCUUUUACUCAAAAGAACGAAUUUAUUCGAUGAGAUCGCCUUACACGAUGAGAUGGAUACGAAAGAUCAGGCGGAGCAGCUCCUAAGUGUCGAUUUGCCCGGUAAAGUCACCAGCCACCGUGGGAAGGAAGGAAUUAAGUCUGCGAUAAAGGACGCCAACAUCGUCCUAGUGGUCGGAGGCAAGGUGUACCAUCCGGACAUAUCCAAAUUCUCUCGAGAUGAGGUUUACAACAAUUGCAAAUACGUGUACGAGUGUUCGAAGAACUGCGUUGCUCAUUCACCUUUCGCUAUAACGUGCGUGUCGACGGGUCCUCUCACAACCACUUUUACAGUGGCGAGCGAAGUGUUCAAGGCCGCACACAGAAACUUCCAUUAUAAAGUCAUCGGGGUGAACAAUUUUUUGUCGAUAAAAGCGGAUUUGGCGUUGGGAAGUUCUCUUAGAACUAAGAACAUGCAGGUGAUACCGGUGAUCGGGGGUUGCACGCCGAAGACUUCUGUGCCGUUGAUAUCGUGCGUGACGGCGAAGAGCACCCUGUCAACCCAGUCGUCCAUUUUUUUGACACAAAAGUACCAAAGGCCUUCAGUUCUGGAUAUCGCUUCUUCGGAGAACAGAGACGUUUCGUCGAUGACGCAGGCGUUCGGCGUCUGUCAAUUCGCUUCCUCGCUCGCAAAGACGAUCAGUUCUAAGCAGCCCGGCUUUAUCGAAAACGCGUUCGUCAUGACGAAAGAUACGUACGAUAUUCCGUGUUUCGGUUUGCCCGUCAUGUUCGGAAAGUUUGGUAUAAAAUCCAUGUACGACCUUCCGAGCAAAAUGCAUUUUUACGAAGCGGGUCUGUUGAAAAUCAUUAAACCUACCGUCGCCAAAGAAGUCAAAGAAGGCCAAGAGAUCUACAAACAGAUAGUUGAAGGUAUAGAAGAAAAGAAAACGUUCAUAGAGUAACAUGAUUCAAACAACAUAAACACGAUUUUGAUUGUCUAUCGUCCUCCAAAUAAUAAAAACUAAAAUAACAUAUGA